Molecule: messenger RNA, 1485 nt
Organism: Ilyonectria robusta
Lineage: Eukaryota; Fungi; Ascomycota; Sordariomycetes; Hypocreales; Nectriaceae
Exons: 2
Coding region: 168-1022 (284 amino acids)
Cellular component (GO): mitochondrion
Source: RefSeq, a predicted model, not a curated record
CGAUCCAUAAACUAGCUGCUAAAUGACUCCUUUCUGUUGUGGUGAAAUCCAGUCCUUCUAUAGAGGCUAUAGCUUUGUUGUAAAGAUGUGAGUGCUGUAGCGAGAUGCGCCUUCGGCUCCAGCAGAUAGUACUCAAACACUCAAGACUAACACCAGACUAACACCACAUGCCCUCAAUUCAAUUGAAUUCAACCUCAGCUCAAGAUUCCGAACAUAAAUAUCAAUACAUCUCAAACUCAACCCCUCUCAUAACGUUGCAUCGGAGACAGGCGGUGGUGCAACUUAACCUCCGAGCCGGCCCGGAAACAGAAGGCGGUCAGCCCUUUCUGCCAUGCCGAUGGCCUCACGUCGUGCAACCCGCAAGCUCCUCAUCCGCUAGCUCCCCGAGCAGCGCAGAAACCCGCCCCGACGAGCCCGCGAUCCCGUCGCCGACCUGCAGAACAAACCGCCCGCUCCGAACCCCCGACGAUCGAAACUUCCGCCUGGGAGUCUUCCAGCGCGCCAACUCGAACCCCGGAUCCGCAAUUCGUCCCAUGGCCGCCAUGGCCGCCCAGAACCCGCCCGCAGAGAGGGAGAAGCUCGGAGUGCCCUCACGGAAUCCCCUGCCUCUCUCGGCCUCGCAGGAGGCCCAGGUCCGAGAUAUCUAUUACCAGAGAGUACGGAGCCUAUGCGCCGAGGAAAUCAAGGCCUUCGCUGCAUGCGCCCUCGGCCGAACCUUUACCGUCUCAUUCGUUUGCCGCCCCGAGCACCGGGUCAUGAACAACUGCAUGAAGCUUCACGCCACCCAGGACGAGCACGACGCCGCCCGCGUGGAGUGGUUCUCGAUGCGUCUGGAGCGCCAGCGCGAGCGCGAGCGCAAGAACAAGGUGGCCGCCGCCCAAGAGGAGUUUAUGCGCGAGUGGUGGGGUCUGCCCGAGCACGUGCGGCUAUCACGACAGAAGGAGAUGGAGCAGCGCGGGGAGAGGAUACAUGGGUUGACGACCAAGGACCGGCCACCGAUGGAAGGUGAGAAGUCAAAAUAAACGAAUGUGAGGGGAUUGUAUGACAGGGAGCGGUGGUUGAUGUUGCAUCUGUGGCGUUCUUGGGAGGAUCUUGAAAUCUACGCCGCUCUGAUAUAUGGGGGCAUUGUACAGUUGACAACAGAAGUUGAGCGGGUAUGUGUACGAAUAACAAAAGAUAAAGACAAGACAAAGACAAAGACGAGAGACAAAAUACUUCUAUGGAAGAAGAGCAAAAGACACUGGUCCCAAAUGUGGACGCCAGCCUCGGGAAUAAGUGGGAUAUGCGGGCGAAUCCUUCUGAUCGAGGCAGAUCACUCUCAGGGGUCAGUUAUCGUAUAUUAUGCGCAACCAAUCAGCUGUAUUAGACAGGCAGAUGUCGACAUGGGCUUGGAAUGUGUUAUUAUAUCUAUGUGAAAUCGACACAGGUUGGCUUGUGUAUAGGGUAUUAAACCUGACAGAAGAAGGGAAGGGUUUUAGGUCGGGC